Molecule: messenger RNA, 330 nt
Organism: Helobdella robusta
Lineage: Eukaryota; Metazoa; Annelida; Clitellata; Rhynchobdellida; Glossiphoniidae
Exons: 3
Coding region: 1-330 (109 amino acids)
Source: RefSeq, a predicted model, not a curated record
AUGCCAGAAAGAAUCGUUUUCAAACUAGCUCGUCUAUUCAUAGAUUGUCUUGAGCGCUCCUCAAUGAAUUUUGAAAACAGAUGGGUCUUGAGAUCCGCUCUGAACUUCGCAAGUGAUGGAGAAGUAGUCAGAGAAGUAGGUAGAGAGUUUCAGAGAAAAGGACUAGAAAAAGCAAAAGCAGAUUUGGCAAAAGAGUGUUUAACACGAGUUAAGAAAAAGCGAGAAGAAGAAGACGAUCGUAAACCGGGGCGUUUAGGUAGCCAGUGCAAGAGAACAAAAUAUAUGAGAAAAGAAUAUGGGCACGAGCAACUAGACGAGCAGCAGAGUUAA